Messenger RNA from Magnolia sinica, 4803 nucleotides. RefSeq lists its product as uncharacterized. The transcript is spliced from 8 exons. The record is from RefSeq and is a predicted model, not a curated record. Gene Ontology annotation, cellular component: cytoplasm. NCBI's taxonomy places the organism in Eukaryota, Viridiplantae, Streptophyta, Magnoliopsida, Magnoliales, Magnoliaceae. Gene Ontology annotation, biological process: signal transduction; protein phosphorylation. The coding region runs from base 771 to 4592 and encodes 1273 amino acids. Gene Ontology annotation, molecular function: ATP binding; protein kinase activity; protein binding.
CUCUCUCCCGCACCCCAUUCUUGAAAUUCCCAGGCGUAAGCAACGGAUUCCUUUCUUUUCUUUCGUCCAUUUCCUCUCUCUCUCUCUCUCUCAGGAAAAACCAAAAUUCCAUAAUCUAACCUUUUGAACUCCUCCCAUUCCGUCCAGAAAAUACAAAUCCAGCUUUUGUUUCCUCUCUUUCACUGAAUCUAAAGAGACAGGUACCCUUUCCAGGUUUCUUUUUCAAUCAUUCCAGAAUUCAAUUCCUAGAAUAUCCAUUUCGAUUUUCUGGGUUUUUUUCUUCUUCUUCCUCGGUUUUGCUUUCUGGGAAUUGAAAGAGGGAGUAUGAGCUGGGAUUCGAACCGAUUCCAGCGAUUGAUUCUGCUAUGAUUUUGUGGAUUGACCGUCUUCUUAUAUUUGAUUGAAUCUGUUCUGUUCGCCAUUCUUGCAUGGUGGAAAUUCACAUGGUGGGUGAAUGUGGGAGAUUCUGUGAUGGUGUCUAGGAUAUGAUUUCAGCCUCUCGAGAGCAAUUGAUGAUUGUUUUCGGUAUAUUUCAUUGAUUUGAUUUGGCUACGUGGUUGUGAUCUUGAUUUGUUGGUACCCUUUUUUCAACAUCGAUGAUCGUGACACAGGAAUUCAGAAAUCUAUGUCAAUGAUAUUUAUCUAGCUUCCUCACUUUUGUGAAAUUUGGAUCACUUGAAGAUGUUAGUCCGAUGGAUUAUGGGCUUUGAGAACUGAAAAUUCAUGAAAUUUAGGUGGAUCAGAAAGCAUGUUCAGUGAGUCUGAACCAGAUGUACGCACAUUUGGAGAAUCAAGGGAUGGAGAGGAAAGGUGGGCUCAAGGACCCAAGGAAUUUCUAUGCACAGGUAAGCAGACAAGAUUCCUUUCGAAAUAUAAAUCGCCAUGUCCCUGGCUCUUCAGGCCAGAUGACCCCACAAGAGUCUGUUUUUGUUGUUCUGGGUGAUGGGCCCCACAUGGGGAAACGCGCGCAUAACAUCUCUGUGCAGACGGGUGAGGAAUUUUCUGUGGAAUUUCUUCAGGAUCGGGCCACUUUGAGGAGAGUGCCCAGCAGACUUGAUCUGGAACGUCAUGGGAUGAGAGGAGGGUUGAAUUUCAAUCAGAACGUUCAUCCAGGCUAUGAAGAUCUCACUGGCAUUCAGUACCUUCAUCCAGGCUAUGAAGAUCUCACUGGCAUUCUUGGGCAUAGGAGGACAGCCUCCGAUUGUAGUUCCGAUGCCUCGAAUGUUUCUCUUGGAAGAGGGCAUGCUAUGGGAGUCAUGGACAAGGGUUAUUCUGAUCAACCGAGCAGAGUUUGCAAGGAGAUUACUGGCAAUGCAUCCAGUAACUCGUUGGAUGAAGUUAAUUGUGAUCCAACCAUUCCUGGACAGAUCGCUCAAUCGGGUGGUUCUCAUUACGAGUAUUCUCAUGGUUAUGCCCUUCACAGGUCGGAAACAUCGGACGGUUAUCAAUCCAGCAAGAUGAAGUUCCUAUGCAGCUUUGGUGGAAGAAUCUUGCCGAGGCCAAGCGAUGGAAAACUUCGAUAUGUGGGCGGUGAAACACGGAUUAUCACCAUUAGGAAUAGCCUUUCUUGGCAGGAAUUGUUCCAAAAAACUUUAGGCAUUUGCAACCAGCUGCACACAAUCAAGUAUCAGCUCCCAGGUGAGGAUCUUGAUGCCCUCGUAUCGGUGUCGUCAGAUGAGGAUCUUCAGAAUAUGAUGGAGGAGUACCAAGGGCUCGAAUGUGUUGAAGGUUCCCAAAGGCUUCGGAUAUUCCUUAUAUCUUCAAACGAAUACGAUAACUGUUCUUUUGAUGCAAGAUCUGGGCAGAACAACUCCGAAUAUCAUUACGUUGUUGCUAUUAAUGGCAUACUAGAUCCAAGUCCACGGAAAAGUUCGAGCGGGCACAGCUUAGCUAGCCAAAUGGGGCAUAACUUGGACAGAUCUCCAAGUUUUCACAAAGAUUCUCCCUCUUUGUUGCAUCCUUUGGAUAUUAGAGAUGGCAAUAGCCCCACAAAUCAUGCAGGAAUCUACUCGCAUCCCUCUGGUCAGUUUUUUAUUGCCUCACAAAAUGCUACCAGGUCCCCCAAUUCACCUCCUUUCUCUCCCAUGCCAAUUCAGCAAAAAGAUUCCAGAAAUGCUCAGAAGCAAUCACGUGAGGGUCAGUUCUACCAUGUUGGUAAUGAAAGCGCACCUUUUCUCACAGCCCAACCACCUGACAACUCUUAUAUCCUAGAUUCCAGCCAUCGUCGGCAUGGAGAAAUGGCAAAGCAUCCUCACAACAAGCAUGCAGAUGCUGACCAACCUGUUAAAUCACGCGAGGUGCAUUUUCACAAGCGUACACCUAGCACAGAUUUAGCUCGUCCUCCAGCAUAUGGUCGCUGUGACAGCGACUUGGGUUAUUCCUCCCGUGAAAAGCCCUUGCUUAAGGAAAGAACCUUCCAUUCAGAAAAGUUCCCAAGGCAGCAAGAAGAUUUGUUACAUCAGUUGGCAGGAUCAAAAGAUUCGAUUGGUUGUCAUAAUGGGAUGUCUCAUGCGCUUUCCGACUCACAGCUUGAGGAACAUGGUGGGAGGUCUGUGUAUGGUUUGCCAGAAGGACCCACGUCUGCAUCGACUUCACCCAUGAACCACUGUAUACUACCAGAAGGUUCAGCACAAUCUCUCAAGAAUACAGAAGCCAUUGAUUCAAAACACCAAGUUCAGUCACCUAAUGCAAUUCCUACCUGCUUCCAGGCAAGACAAGAUUCCUCAAGUUCUGUUCAGCAUCCAGAACUUCCGGACAGAAGUGAAUCUGUUCAUCACACAGACCAGGAAUUAGAAGGAUCAGAGAGCAUGAUGUGGAUUCCCACAUCAUCAUCUGCCACUUCAGAAGCCAGUCAAAAUGUUCUUAAAGAGCAUUCCCGAGGCUUCCAAGUGGAUGAAACUGCAUCUGCCCAUUCCAUAACUGCCAAUGGUCAGCUGUAUGGUUUGGCUAAGGAGCCAUUGAAAUAUGAUCUGGGAAGUGAGGCAGGUGAUGUAAUGACAUCUAUGCCUUCUUUUACAUUGUCCAAGAAUUCUCCUGAAGUUGUGGGCCUAGAUAUAGUUCCUGGCCCUAAUGCCAAACAACAAUGUGAUGUUUCAUGUUCAUCGGAUGAUCAACCCUGCUCAUCCAUUGACCAAAUUGCAGAUAUAUCACCUGGUUUACCAUCUGUUGUUACACACAAAAUAAUGGACAGCCAAGAAGCAAGAGCAGCAAGUUCUGUACAUUUGUCUCCGCUUACCACAAACAAUGACGCUGGUGUAAGCUUGAACUUGCAUACUAAUGAUCCCACUUCUUGGUCUGUAUUUCGGAAUCCAGUUACUGGUCCAGCUUUCAGGGGAGAAGCUUCUCUCCUUGAUCAGCAUCUUGUGAACUGUCCUUCUUUGUAUGUUGAAGAGGUGCCUUUGAAGGGAGAAGAUACUAUGUUAGGCUAUGACGAGUCCAAAAACAAUUCCUGUGGGGAAAUUCAGCUCAAAUCAGUGGUCUUAGUUGAAGAUGUAACUGAUUGUGUUCCUUCUGGAAUCCACUCAUCCCCAACAGUGGUUCCUCAUGUACGGCAUGCGACAACUGAUGAUCUGCAGAUUGGGGACAUCUCAUCCCCAAAAGUAACAGAAGCUGAAAGCAUGACUCCAGAGUCUGAGUGUGAGGACAUCAAAGUUGAUGACGGAGAUAUGGAUGAGACUAUCAGUGAUGCUGCAAUAGCUGAAAUGGAAGCUGGCAUCUAUGGAUUGCAGAUCAUAAAGAAUGCUGAUCUUGAAGAACUGCGAGAAUUAGGAUCUGGUACAUUUGGAACCGUCUAUCAUGGGAAGUGGCGGGGAACAGAUGUUGCUAUUAAGCGGAUAAAAAAGAGCUGCUUUGCAGGGCGAUCAUCUGAGCAGGAGCGAUUGACCAAAGACUUUUGGAGGGAGGCACAGAUCCUUUCUAAGCUUCACCAUCCAAAUGUUGUAGCUUUUUAUGGUGUGGUUCCGGAUGGGGCUGGGGGAACUUUGGCAACUGUAACUGAAUUCAUGGUGAAUGGAUCUCUCCGGCAUGUGCUUUUAAGGAAGGACAGGUUACUUGAUCGUCGUAAAAGGCUGAUAAUUGCAAUGGAUGCAGCUUUUGGCAUGGAAUACUUACACUCGAAGAACAUUGUUCAUUUUGAUCUGAAAUGUGACAAUUUGCUUGUCAAUAUGAGGGAUGCCCAACGACCUAUAUGCAAGGUUGGGGAUUUUGGAUUGUCGAGAAUCAAGCGCAAUACUCUGGUUUCGGGUGGUGUUCGAGGAACUCUUCCUUGGAUGGCACCAGAAUUAUUGAAUGGUAGCAGUAGUCGGGUAUCUGAAAAGGUUGAUGUUUUCUCGUUUGGUAUUGCAAUGUGGGAGAUCCUUACAGGGGAGGAGCCCUACGCCAAUAUGCAUUGCGGUGCAAUCAUAGGGGGGAUUGUGAACAACACUCUUCGGCCACCAAUUCCUGAUCAUUGUGACCCCGAGUGGAGAAAGCUAAUGGAAGAGUGUUGGUCGCCUGAUCCUGCAGUCCGCCCAUCAUUCAAUGAGAUAACUGGCCGGCUGCAGGUCAUGUCAAUGGCACUUCAGGGCAGAGGACACAAUCCAGUAAACAGAUGAAAAGCUCUACCUUUCCUUGCAAUUCACCAGGGCUUCCAAGUGAAGGUAGAUCUGAGGACAGAAUAUAGAGAGCUCCCAUGGGAAGGUUGGGCAGUUUCAACAAUCAUGUCUUGGUAUGAAGAUGAGACGACAAACCUCGGAGACGAGCAUGAAUAAUAUCUGUAAUGUUCUUCCUGCCUUUGAUUGGUAAUAAAUUACUUUGUUUUUUUCU